AUGACUUCGAGUCUAUCUACGACGCAGAGCGCCGAGGAGGAUGCAGACAGCGACGAGGAGGAUGUGGCAGAUGGAGAUCUGUCAGCAGUGAAGCCUGGCAUGCUGGAGCCUUGCAAGAUGGUCCUCAUUGUGCGGACAGACUUGGGGAUGUCCACUGGGAAGAUUGCAGCGCAGCACGCGACCCUCGCAUGUUACCGAGCGCUAGAGAAGUCCAACCCUGCCCUUUUGAAACACUGGGAGCGGACGGGUCAAGCCAAAAUCGCGUUGAAGGCCAGAUCAGAAGAUGAGCUGUUAGAGCUUGAGGCGAUCGCAAAGAGCCUCAACCUCGCUGCCCGGUCGAUUGUCGAUGCCGGGAGGACAGAGAUUGCUGCAGGCUCGCGCACGGUGCUCGGGAUUGGUCCUGGACCUGUCGACCUUGUCAACAAGGUAACUGGGAAAUUGCGUCUGCUGUGA
This is a messenger RNA of Epithele typhae, 453 nucleotides long. RefSeq names its product peptidyl-tRNA hydrolase PTH2-domain-containing protein. The transcript has 8 exons. Gene Ontology annotation, molecular function: peptidyl-tRNA hydrolase activity. NCBI's taxonomy places the organism in Eukaryota, Fungi, Basidiomycota, Agaricomycetes, Polyporales, Epitheliaceae. The record is from RefSeq and is a predicted model, not a curated record. The coding region runs from base 1 to 453 and encodes 150 amino acids. Gene Ontology annotation, cellular component: cytosol; mitochondrion.